Messenger RNA from Zea mays, 1959 nucleotides. RefSeq lists its product as uncharacterized. The record is from RefSeq and is a predicted model, not a curated record. The coding region runs from base 252 to 1730 and encodes 492 amino acids. The transcript has 2 exons. Lineage: Eukaryota; Viridiplantae; Streptophyta; Magnoliopsida; Poales; Poaceae.
CAAACGGAAGCACAAGGGCCAGACGUUCCAUUCCAGCCAGUGCCUCUUCCUCAGACUAUUUCAACGCAGCAACCGCCUAGAUUGUUCUCCGGGUGGAGGUAGGCCCUAAAAAGCGGGGCACUUCGUAGCCGCAAGCAUUCUUCCUUCCUUCUCCAUUCCAUCGGUGACCAUGGAUUGAAGACAUUGAUCGGCUUCUCUGGAGGUGCGUGUGAGCAGCUCGGAGGUCAGCCGCCGAGAAGAGCUCAUAGGCAAUGGCAACCGCAAGGAAGGAUCCUCAGCAGGUUGAUAAAGUCAACCUGAAACCCAGCGAGUCUGGCAAAGGGGUAGUACGGCGUGCAAGGUCUGUCCCGACCUCUCCGGAUCGCAGAUCGUCCCCAUCCCCGGCCCCAGUCUCAGACAACGCCAGCCGACCGGCAUCAUCACUCAACACUCGCACGACCUCGUCCCGGUCCACAACAACAUCUAGCUCGGCGGCCUCUUCAAGCCACGGGAAGACGAUGCGCUCCGCUUCGUCGUCCGUGGGUGGUGCAAGUGCAAGCGCAAGGCAGACAAACGCGGCGAGAAGGAGAGCAGAGAAGCCCGGUGCCACAUCCGUGUGGCCUGCGGCCGGCGGCGCGGUUACGAACGCCUCGUCGUCUAAGGAUGUGGCCAGCAGGGCAGCAAAAUCGCCAUCCACCGCCGCGCAGAAGACGAGGCCUGCUGGUGUCGAGAAGGCAGCAGCGUCUUCUUCUGUAAAGCUGAAGACGAAGCCUCAGAAAACAACGGCAGGAGCUGGAAAAACUCAAGCUGCACCUCCCGCCCGUGCUCCUCCUGGCACGGUAAUAGCAAAGAAGAGUACGGGAGCCGAGAACUAUGUCCCCAUCCAGAGGACGACGAGCGUGCCGGCGGCGAGACCAACAGAGACGCUCAAGAACGAGGAACAGGAGGUCGACGAGCUGCUGAUGCAGUUCGACGAGAAGGAGAGCAUAAGCACCUCCUCCAUUGAGGAGCACCUGCAAGAACGGCUCCCUGACCCUGUCGAUCUGAAAUCCGUGGAUCUCGACAGCAGCAAGACGACGUCCUCCUCCUCCAGUCAGGAGGAGUGCAAGGAUCAAGAAGAGAACACGGGGGACAUUCUGGAGGAGAAGCGUGACGGGAAGGACAGCGAAGACCUGAGCAGCACAGGCGACAAGGCUUGUGUCGGGCUCGGGAGCAGUGAUAUAAACAUCCCGAUGGAAGAAGCGGUUGAUGAACCUGUUAAACCGGCGGAAGCUGUGGACGAAGCUGGGCUGAAGAGAGAUGUCUGCUGUUCACCAGCUGAGCCAAACGAAGCCGUUGGUCAGAACGAGCUCAAUGAGGCUGCUGUCGUCGGUGAAACGACGACUGAACCGAAGGAGGCUGAGGAUGAAGCCAAGAUAAUAAAGCAAGUCGACUGCGAAACUGCAUCAAAAGAAGUUGCUAGUACUGGGGCCGAGUCAAGGGACGAUGCCGCUACUAUGGAACGCGAGCCGCUGGUAGUAGCAGCAGCAGCAGCAGCAGCACCACAAGAAGAGAAGGCCAAAGCUGAGGAGAAGACGACGCAGCCAACUAAGGCCGUGGAAUCUGCCAAGUGGAGGACGAAGGAUGAAGGGAGGAGCAACGAAGCCACAGAGGAGGGCAGGGGCAAGUCUACCACUACUGCUGCCACCCAGGAGAGGAAGAACAAGGUGAUGGCCUUGGUUGGGAGGUUUGAGACUGCCAUGUCUGGCUGAGAAGAGAUCAGAACGAGGUGAUGUCAAAAGACUGCUCUGGCUCAUGAAAAUGUGUACGAGUACUACUCAACUGUGCAGGCGUGGAGGGUUCGUAUGUUUCGUUUCAUUAAUUAAUGUGGCUGUUGUUGUUCUGGAAGCGAGUGAAGAUUGCUGAUGCAUAUUGAUGGCGCUUCUCCUGUUUCUCUUUUUAAUGAAGUGACUCUCCUGCAUGGUCCUGUCACUUGUCCAA